This is a messenger RNA of Malaya genurostris, 1314 nucleotides long. RefSeq lists its product as uncharacterized. The transcript has 4 exons. NCBI's taxonomy places the organism in Eukaryota, Metazoa, Arthropoda, Insecta, Diptera, Culicidae. The coding region runs from base 16 to 1251 and encodes 411 amino acids. The record is from RefSeq and is a predicted model, not a curated record.
UCAGUGCCGAUCGAGAUGCAACACAACGCAGACCGCGACUCGGGCGCCGUCGUGCCGCACUGGUUGAACGAUGCUUUCAUGCUGGACAUAAUCCAGCAGGCCCGAAGCGAUUAUUCGAUCGGUCUGUGUCACAACUGUAAAUUUCAUAGGUUCGAACCACGGGCCAAUCACAGCAGCGUCUUGUUCCGGACGACGGUUCACUUCCGCUCGAAACGAUCACCGCAGGAACAGGCUAUCAGUUUGGUGGUGAAAAUCGAACCGCAAAGUGUUCUCCUGAAGAAUCGAUCACUGUUCGAAACGGAGGUCCGUUUGUAUCGCGAAGUUCUACCGGCGAUGGGCCGAGUUCUGGCCGACGCUGGGGAAAAUUUAGACACGCCCAGUCUGUUCUAUUUCGCCGGUAAACCGACAGGUGUUAUUGUGCUGGAAGAUCUGUUUCCCGGUGGGUGGAUUGGCGGAGGCGAGAUCAAACGUUUCGAAGAUCUGCAACCGGUUAUCGACUCGAUUGCCAAGUUUCAUGCUGCUUCGUUCGUGCUCAAUAAAAAGUCCACAAGCCUAUCGGAUAUCAGCAACGUGUUCAUGCAGAACAAUGUCAAAGGCGCUCGGGACAUGUUUCGACAGUUGUUUCAUUCCUUUGCUGAUGCCGUCCGUAACUGGGAGGGUUUCGCCCAGAUCGGAACCAAAUUGCAGCAUCUUAAGCCAUCAUUCGAGGAUAAAUUAAAUCAAAUCUACAUUCCGAAUCGGUCCGGCACGGAUGGACCUGGGUAUAACGUUUUGAAUCAUGGAGAUUUUCAUGCCAAAAACCUACUGCACAAGAUGAAAACUUCGCCCGGUUCCACCGAUCGGAUCGAGCGAACGGCACUGAUCGAUUUUCAGUUGUGUCACUGGGGAACGCCGGCCAUCGAUGUUCUGUAUCUGUUGGAUUUGGUCAUCGAUCGGGAGUUGAAACACACCCACCAGGAACAGAUCGUUCGACAGUAUCAUCGAGACUUUGUGGAUUACGUCACCAGAAUGGGCCAUUUGGGGUGGAUUCCGAGUCUGCAGGAUCUCCUGGCCGAGUUGAAACGGAGUGCGUUUCUUGAAUUAUUCCACAUUGUAAUCUUCGAACAGUUUAAAUACGUCGAUUUAUCUAAAGUAUCGGUGGAGGAUUUUGUCGCUGGAAGAGCAAAAAAUUCUGGAGUCAACAGUGAAAAGUUUCGUUCCCUGGCUCGGAACGAGUUAAGAGAUUUGCAACAUCGGGGCAUUCUGGAUUGAACACAUUCACGUCAUUAUUCAUAAACUUUACUAGAUUCCAAGCCAAGCGGGCACAAUAUUUUG